Salarias fasciatus (jewelled blenny) is the source of this 2276-nucleotide messenger RNA. RefSeq names its product voltage-dependent anion-selective channel protein 2. The coding region runs from base 178 to 1026 and encodes 282 amino acids. Gene Ontology annotation, cellular component: mitochondrial outer membrane. Gene Ontology annotation, molecular function: voltage-gated monoatomic anion channel activity. Lineage: Eukaryota; Metazoa; Chordata; Actinopteri; Blenniiformes; Blenniidae. The record is from RefSeq and is a predicted model, not a curated record. The transcript has 10 exons. Gene Ontology annotation, biological process: monoatomic anion transmembrane transport.
CAUGCUCCGUAGCAUGUCUCCUUCACUGUGCCCUGUCCCCGUCUGAGCGUCUGCUAAGCUAACGCUAGCUGUCGCGUCUCCUAGCAGCAUCACUUCAGAGACACUCCGGGCUCUGCACGCUUCUCUCUCCAGCAACAAACUCAUCCCCUGUGCAGAUUACCUUUGUUUCCCAGCAGGAUGGCCGUCCCUCCUUCAUACUCCGACCUCGGCAAAUCUGCCAAGGAUAUAUUCAGCAAAGGCUAUGGCUUUGGUGUCGUGAAGCUGGACCUCAAAACCAAAUCACAGAGUGGAGUGAUGGAGUUCAACACAUCUGGCUCCAGUAACACGGACACAGGAAAGGCCUCAGGCAGCCUGGAGACCAAGUACAAUAUGAAAGACCUGGGCCUGAGUGUCAACCAGAAGUGGAACACAGACAACACACUGGCUACUGAGGUCACUGUGGAGGACCAGCUGGCUCAGGGACUGAAGGUCGCUUUGGACACAUCUUUUGUACCAAACACAGGAAAGAAGAGUGGGAAACUGAAGACUGGCUACAAGCGGGACUUUGUGAACCUGGGCUGUGACGUGGACUUCGAGGGUCCCAUCAUUCACGCUGCUGCCGUGCUGGGCUACGAAGGCUGGAUGGCCGGCUACCAGAUGGCCUUCGACACAGCCAAAUCCAAACUGACCCAGAACAACUUUGCUUUGGGGUACAAAGCGGGCGACUUCCAGCUGCACACCAACGUUAACGACGGCACCGAGUUCGGUGGCUCAAUCUACCAGAAGGUGAACGAUGAGCUGGAGACAGCGGUCACUUUGGCGUGGACGGCCGGCAGCAACAACACUCGCUUCGGCAUUGCCACCAAAUACAAGCUGGACAAGGACGCCUCUCUGUCGGCCAAAGUGAACAAUGCCAGUCUGAUUGGAGUUGGCUACACCCAGAGUCUCCGGCCAGGCAUCAAGGUCACUUUGUCCGCCCUCAUCGAUGGAAAGAACUUCAAUGCCGGCGGACACAAAGUAGGGAUGGGCUUCGAGCUGGAGGCGUAAAGGGAAAACCAUGAAGGAAUCCACAUCAGCACUUGAAUCUCCUCCCCCUUCACCACCACUUUGAUGUACCCCCUCCCCCUCUUCACAAACCUUGCCCCCUACAGAAGCAUUUUUGACAGUGAAAACUCUAGGAGGAGGCUUGAACCUCUAAAUCGACUGCUUUUCGGUGCAAAUACGUGGAGAAUUUCCCCAAUUCUAGUAAUCAGAGUAACAUAUUUCCCCUUAGGUCCCGGUUGAAAUAGUUGUAGAUUGUGUAGCUUGCCUUGGUUUGUUCCUUACGAAGCAUGUGAGAAUGAAAAGGUGGAUGCAGAGCUUGCAGCUAAGCUGAUCAGCUACAACAUUAUGUCAAUCUAAUUGAGCAUUUGUGGGAUGUUCUUGAUUCACCACUCCAAACCAAAGAGAGUCUAGCUUACAUCUUCCAGGAUUUAAAGGCUCUUCUGUUCUCAUCCGGAUACCACAGAAACACCUUCAGAGUUGUAGAGUCAGAUGGGGACCUGGACAUUUUCAGGCAGAUGGUUGUAAUGUUUUGGCUGAUCAGGAAGAUUUGCUUGGUCAAAAAAAGGUGCAGAGUCUUUGUGUUUUAUUAUUUUUAUAUUGGUUUGAAAACUUUUUGUUGGAGUUUCUGCAGUCAGUGGACUGAAUGUGAACUGUAGGGUUCAUGUAAACUCAAGACUUGAAGGAUGAAUAAUCUCAGUUUUAGAGGAAAUUUUGAGUGUAGACACUCUGACAUCCUAGGUGACCUCUUGUCGCGGCAGGUGAAACCGACGUAGUGGACUCUUCCUGUCACUCCUGUAGUUAGUUUGCAUUUCUACAACGUGGCUUUCAUCUGCGUGCACUUCAUUGUGAAAACAAGACGUCUGCUCUCUCUCCUCUGGAAAGUAAUCCUCACGUCACAUCUUUACAUCAUUCUGUAAACGAGCAGCUGUUGGUCCAGUCGCAGGUUUCUGGUUCUCUUUGUUGUUACUUUUUCUUUCCAUUUAAUUGUGUUGUCAAACUUACGAGGCUCGUAUUUUUUUCUUUGUCAUGUAGACCUAUCAUGUUACCUAUUUUUUUCCAGUGUCAGCUAUGGAAAUUAUAAUAAUAAAUAAAUGAGAAAAACUGAAACAUUGUCAAAAAUGAAGCUUCUUCCCUUAGAAAUGUUGUAAUGCAUUGAAUUAGUUAAGUCAGUCCUGUAAAAAUAGUAGUAGUUGAAAAUCACCCAUAAAAUAAUUACCUGGGUUAAAGUAUCUCAUGAAAUGUACUUAAGAGGG